Messenger RNA from Pelecanus crispus (Dalmatian pelican), 1044 nucleotides. The record is from RefSeq and is a predicted model, not a curated record. NCBI's taxonomy places the organism in Eukaryota, Metazoa, Chordata, Aves, Pelecaniformes, Pelecanidae.
AUGGGUGAUCUGAUUGAGAAGCCAGGACUGCUGCUCUGCAGGAAGGUUUGCUAUGCUAUCGGGGGCAUUCCCUACCAGAUGACAGGCAACGCCCUUGGGUUCUUCUUCCAAAUCUUCCUACUGGACGUUGUGCAGCUGGAGCCAUUCAAUGCCUCUUUGAUCAUUUUCCUUGGAAGAGCCUGGGAUGCGGUUACUGACCCUGCUGUUGGCUUCCUGGUCAGCAAAAGCCCGAAGAGAAAAUGUGGCAAGCUGGUCCCAUGGAUCGUGUGGUCCAUGCCAUUCGGGGUGCUCUGCUACUGCAUGGUGUGGUUCACCCUCUCGGAUGCCACCCCCACCUCCCUGAAGUUCCUGUGGUACCUGUUCAUGUACAACUCCUUCCAGAUUUGCAUGACUUGCCACCACGUGCCGUACUCUUCACUGACAAUGUUCCUGGGAGGAACCCAGAGAGACCGUGACUCAGCCACUGCCUACAGAAUGGGGAUGGAGUUGUUCAGCGCGCUCCUCGGGUCAGGAAUCCAGGGGCAGAUUGUGGGCAGUUACCAUGCCCACAUGAUGAACAGCUGUUACAUGUCAAAGGAGAGCCUGCACAACACCAGCACCUACAGCCUCACGGACUCUCUGAAGAACACGCGUAGGGCCUAUGUAUUUGCAUCCCUGGCCCUGAGCUCAAUCUAUUGCCUGUCCUGUCUGAUUCUCGUCUUCGGAGUCAGCGAGAAGCCUGGGCCCCUCAGUCCCCUGGGGAAGGUUGAACUGCCCUUCACCAGCUGCCUGAGGAUGAUCAUGGGACACAAGCCCUACACCCGGCUGCUCUGUGGCUUCCUCUUUGCAUCCCUGGCCUUCCAGAUCAUACAGGGGAUCUUUGCCUUCUUCUGUACUUAUGCCGCAGGGCUGGCCGGGAAGUUUCACCAUUUAGUGCUUAUCAUGUUGGUCACAGCUUUGCUCUCUAUUCCCUUUUGGCAGUGGUUUUCAGGGAGAUUUGGAAAGAAAACAGCAGUGUCACUGGGCCUGGCGGUGAGUUUGCCCAUGGUUGUGGCUGUGGACUGA